GUUUCGAGCUCUGCAUGCAUUGUGAGGUCGGAGCGAGGAGAAGCGUGUGUAGUAGAAGAUAGCAAGCAGCAUGGGUGUCGGUGAGGUUUGGAGGAGUGUGAGACCGUACUUGGCCAUGGUGUUCUUGCAGUUUGGCUACGCAGGCAUGUACGUGGUCUCGGUGGUCUCGCUCAAGCAGGGCAUGAGCCAUUACGUGCUUGUCGUCUACCGCAACGCCAUCGCCGCCGCUGUCAUCGGUCCAUUCGCGCUGUGGUUCGAAAGGAAAGGCAGGCCCAAGAUGACACUCCCCAUCUUCCUCAAGAUCAUGGCUCUCGCACUGCUGGAGCCAGUGCUGGACCAAAACUUCUACUACAUGGGCACCAAGAACACAUCGGCAAGCUUCUCCUCUGCUCUCUACAACAUCCUGCCUGCGGUCACAUUCGUGAACGCCAUUAUUCUGAGAAUGGAGAUAAUAGAUAUCAAGAAGCGGCGUAGUCAGGCGAAGAUCUUUGGGACCGCGGUGACGGUGAUGGGUGCGCUGAUCAUGAUACUGUACAAAGGUCCGAUCAUGGAGUUCGUGUGGAACAGAGGGCGCCACCACCCUGCUGAUGCUGCCGCCCAGAGCGAUGCCCACUGGCUCGCCGGCACCUUCAUGCUACUCUUCAGCUGCUUCUGCUGGUCUGCUUUCUUCAUACUCCAAUCGCAUACCUUGAAGGCGUACCCUGCAGAGCUAUCCUUGAGCACCUUGAUAUGCGUCUUGGGCGCUGGACAAGGUGGCGCAGUGGCUCUCUUCAUGGAACGCGGCGUCAAGCCUUGGUCGAUAGGGUUCGACAUGAGACUCUUCACCGCCAUCUACUCGGGCAUCAUGUGCACAGGGAUGGCAUAUUAUCUACAGGCCGUGGUAAUGAAGGAGAGAGGGCCCGUCUUCGUGACCGCCUUCAGCCCUCUCUGCAUGAUCAUAGUGGCCUUCAUGGGCUCCACCAUUCUUGCAGAGGAGAUCGCUCUCGGGAGGGUGAUCGGCGCGGUUGUCAUAGUCAUCGGCCUUUACUCUCUUAUAUGGGGGAAGAGCGCCGACCAUUUGAUCCAGUCCACGGACAACUCCGGUGGAAAAAAGCAUGGCGCACUCGAGCUACCCAAGUCCGUCGACGACGCCAUGGCCGCCAACUCCGUCGACUUCGUCGCCAUCGUCGACAUCCCACCUGCGAAGAAACCUUGAGGGCUUAAUCUCGGCCAUGCCAUGGCCAUUAGCAGCAAGACCAACUUUAUGUAUCGCCUCUAUGAACCAACCAGUCACCAACGUAUAAGUGAUGUUCUGCAUCAUAAAUUCUUCAUCUUUCAUCUCCUGUAGUUCUCGAUGAUGCACACGGUGCCGAUGUUGGAAGGAUCUGUAGAGGUCGUCAUAAUGACCCUCCUCAGAUUAGCUGCUUUAGUACCUUUUUCCUUGAUAGAAACUUGCUUCACUCAU
Musa acuminata subsp. malaccensis (wild Malaysian banana) is the source of this 1444-nucleotide messenger RNA. Its product is annotated as WAT1-related protein At1g21890. Gene Ontology annotation, molecular function: transmembrane transporter activity. Lineage: Eukaryota; Viridiplantae; Streptophyta; Magnoliopsida; Zingiberales; Musaceae. Gene Ontology annotation, cellular component: plasma membrane. The record is from RefSeq and is a predicted model, not a curated record.